AUGAGUGAUCAAUUGUAUACUCCUCAAGUUGCAAAUGAUCGUAAGCCAGAAAUCGGAAUGAAGUUUGCAUCAAUAGAUGAUGCGUUUGCAUUCUACAAUCAGUAUGCACGUGAAGCAGGUUUUAGCGCAAGAUACAGCAAUAGUAAAAAGAACAAGGUGACAAAUGAGGUUGUUUGGAAACAAUUUGUUUGCUUUAAAGCGGGUCAGACUGAUAAAGUUCAUUCAGUGAAAAGAGCAUUGAGUGGUGACCCGAUUAAGACAAGAACUCGUGGUAAAGUUAGAACUGAUUGUAAGGCAAAGAUGUCUAUUAUCAAGCAACAAACUGGAUCUGAUUGGAGUGUAAGUGUUUUCACAGAAGGUCAUAAUCAUGGACUUUCUACACCUUCAAAGGUGCAUUUGCUUCGGUCACACCGUAGUGUUUCUGCUGUGAAGAAAGUGUUGACUCAAAAAUUUUCAAAAGCUAAUAUACCUACUUGUCACCAAUUGCAACUAUUAGAGAUAGAGUGCGGUGGGCCGGAAAAUGUAGGUUGCACAGAAAGAGAUAUUAGAAACUUUGAGAGAGAUUUAAGGGAUGAACAAAAGGGUAUUGAUGCAGAAACUGUGAUAGAAUUCUUUACCUCCGAGAAAGAGAAGGAUUCAACAUUUUUCUUUGACUAUGAGACAGAUUUAGGUAACAUGUUUAAACGAUGUUUUUGGGCAGAUUCUAGAUCAAGGAUGGCGUAUGGUGUAUUUGGUGAUGUGGUUGUGUUUGAUUCCACUUAUAACACCAAUAAGUAUGGAAUGAUUUUUACACCUUUCGUAGGGGUUAAUCAUCAUCAUCAAACAAUAGUUUUUGGAUGCGGAUUUUUAAGUGAUGAGAAGACUGAUUCAUAUAUAUUUGGCUGCUUAACAAGUUUUUAG
Molecule: messenger RNA, 900 nt
Organism: Salvia hispanica
Lineage: Eukaryota; Viridiplantae; Streptophyta; Magnoliopsida; Lamiales; Lamiaceae
Source: RefSeq, a predicted model, not a curated record